Ailuropoda melanoleuca (giant panda) is the source of this 1588-nucleotide messenger RNA. Its product is annotated as CMRF35-like molecule 5. NCBI's taxonomy places the organism in Eukaryota, Metazoa, Chordata, Mammalia, Carnivora, Ursidae. Gene Ontology annotation, cellular component: plasma membrane. Gene Ontology annotation, molecular function: transmembrane signaling receptor activity. Bases 695 to 1294 code for a protein of 199 amino acids. The record is from RefSeq and is a predicted model, not a curated record. The transcript is spliced from 4 exons.
GGGCUGGACCAGCCCAUCUUCUUCUCCUCCUGCUGGCAAAGCCCUUGGCCUCUCCACCUCCUUUCCCUCCAUCUUGGCAAGGCCUUCUGAGGGUGGCAGGUGUCAGGAAGAAGACCCCAUGGGCUUUGUUUUAAGAAGUCUAGUCUAGUGGGGGCCGGUGGAGGGGGAGCCCUGGGCCCAUAGACCAGGUGUUGGAGCGGAUUGACUUUAGGCGUGAAGAUGGCAAGAAAUUGCAUUUUGAGCACAUCUGAGUUGCUAACAUGGCAAACAGCUCUACGAAGGCGCCAGUAGCCAAUAGAAGUCUAGAACUGGGCUAGGGCUGGGGGUGGCAGGAAGAGGCAGGAAGUAGGUGUGCAGAGACUGGAGGUGGUGCUAGAGAGUGGGGCAGGGACCCUCCCAGGAGAGAAGGUCAUCAGGGACAGACUCCAGGGGAUACUGAGACGAGGGGCCAGAGCAAGGAGAGGGGAGACCUCAUCACAUCAGCCAUACGCUCCCAAAAGAUGGCACUGCUGUUCUCCUAAUUAAGGAAAUUAGGAAGUAACUGAAGAAAAAAAAUUAAGGGAAGUAGAUGAGAGAAACUAUAAAGGAUUAAUUUGGAGAAAUAGAAGGCAGGUUGACUCUGAGCUCAGUUCCAGUCCCUGGAGGGCAGCGGACACCAGCCGAGCACCACGGAGACAACCCAGGCAGGUGAGACAUGUGGCUGCUCCCUGUUCUGCUCCUUCUGGUCAUCCAAGGCCACUUCUCCAUCUGCCAGGAGAGAACGGUGAGAGGCACAGAGGGGGGCAACCUGACGGUAAACUGUGGGUAUGGCCGAGGAUGGGAGUCCUACAAGAAGUGGUGGUGCCGUGGUGAUGACUGGGAUUCUUGCAGAAUCAUUGUUAAAACCACCGGGUCAGAGAAACUGGUGAAGAAGGGCAGAGCGUCGAUCCAGGACAAUCACAGCCGACACAAGUUCACCAUGACCUUGGAGCGUCUCCAGUAUGACGACGCAGACACAUACUGGUGUGGGAUAGAGAAAAUAGGAAAUGACAUUGGGUUCAAAUUCUACGUGGCUGUCGACCCAGCACCGGAUCCAACAGAUUUUCCCAAGCCUGUGGGAAGACCCACACCAGCCAGCUGGGAUUCCUCAUUUCCACUUACCCAGGGCAUCACCAGCAACCAGCCCGUGGCUCUGAUCAACCCCAAUGGCAGGUCAGGAGCCCUGGCCUCCACGGUAGCAGCCAAGAAGCCUCCUGCGUGGAUCGUCCUGGUGCCUCUUUUCCUUGUGACCCUGCAGUGGCUCUGCCGAGGAUAACGGACUAUCACAGCGUUCAGGACUCUGGCCAAGGAUGGGUUUUAAAAUCCCAGACCUACCAGUAACUAUGGAACCAGAAUUAAACCAAAAAGCUUCCGAGUGUUGCACGUGGUCGGAGACCCUGAUGGGCCAGGUGUUUCAGCUGCCGCUGUGUCCGUGUCUCCUGGAGGAUGAAUUGCCUGAACGUAAGACUGAAGACAAGGUUGGACCAUCCCCGACCUGCAUCCCAUCUGUUUGCUCUGCACGUUUCCUAUUAAAUCUAUGGCUUUCCUGGGCUCUUUUGAGAUGAUUUCA